AGUUCUUCUGCCAUGCAUAAAUAUAUACAAACACUUGGUUUCUUAUCCUCCGGCAAUCAUCCCCAAGAAUAAUCACACCAAAAUACACUCAUAUCCAUGGGUGCGUCCAAGUCUAAAGAAAGCUCCCAGAAAACCAUCAAAGACCAAACAUUAUCAGGUCUUGGAAACCUACUGAGGCUCCUCCCGACGGGGACAGUCUUCAUGUACCAGUUCCUCAGCCCUACCUUAUCCAACUAUGGCAACUGCGACACCUUCAAGUACAAGUUCCUUACCUCCAUCCUCGUUGGUCUAUGCGGUCUGGCUUGCUUCUUUUCUACUUUCACCGACAGUUAUGUCGGAGAUGACAAGAAAACCCACUAUGGGAUCGCAACGUUGAAGGGUCUUUGGCCCUCGUCGGAGUCCAAGAACGUCGACUUGUCGGCCUAUAAGCUUCGGUUUGCCGACUUCGUUCAUGCCUUCUUUACGGUGUGUGUGUUUGGAGUCGUCGUGCUUUUGGAUCAAAAUACUGCGGAAUGCUUCUAUCCGGUGUCGGCUUCCACUGAGAAAACUUUGCUCAAGGUGUUGCCUCCUGUUUUUGGUGCGGCGUCGAGUGUGGUUUUCAUGGCUUUUCCUAACAAACGCCAUGGAAUCGGAUACCCUAAAAGUAGUACUGAUUCUUCGAAUUAGGAUUCCAAGUCUGCUGGCGGAGAAGUAUCCUUAACAAAAGACUAAAUCAGAAUUAAGUUCGAGCUGUGUGGUUUUCUUUUACCUAAUUGUUGCCUUGUUUUCGUGUGUAUAAAUUCCUAUGUUUAUAUAUAAGUUGG
This is a messenger RNA of Carya illinoinensis, 803 nucleotides long. Its product is annotated as protein DMP2-like. Bases 97 to 666 code for a protein of 189 amino acids. Gene Ontology annotation, biological process: endomembrane system organization. The record is from RefSeq and is a predicted model, not a curated record. NCBI's taxonomy places the organism in Eukaryota, Viridiplantae, Streptophyta, Magnoliopsida, Fagales, Juglandaceae. The transcript has a single exon.